AUGUCAGCUCAAGGAUCCACCAAAGCAGAGCCCAAUGGCGACCCAGGACGGCCCCAAAAGGAGCUCUCGACGGGGCUGUGGCUGCUCAAGCAUACUCAAGGAAUCGUGACGACGGCAACGGCCAUCGGCAUCCUACAUCUGCGCACAAGUCAUGUGAUCUACUUCACAGUCGGUACGCUGGCCACCAGCUUCACGGCCAAGGGACUCAAGAGGGUGAUCAAGCAACCUCGACCACCAGGGUCCAAGGUCAAGAAGACGAGUGGGAUGCCCUCAACGCAUAGUUCGACCAUCUCGUUCAUGGGAACAUAUAUUCUGCUCUCGUCGCUGCUGCUACCUCUGCAUCCAUCGUUGCAUCUCGGCUCGGGUGCUGCAGCGCGAGACAACAUGGCUCACAUAUGGAUCGCACUGGUGGGUGUCGUAGCUCCUGUGCUGGUCAUGUGGUCGCGAGUGCAGCUUGGUGUCCAUACCCCUGCACAGACUCUGGUAGGCGCUGCUCUCGGUGUGGUCAAAGCCUGCCUCUGGUUCACGGCCUGGAACGGCACGCAGGUCGUAUUUGGUACCAGCCCGACCAUCGGCGAUGCUACGUCUGCGUCUGUCGCGCGCAACGGCCUGAGGACUAUCAUCGGCGCUCGAGUUGACCCUUUGAUAGCACAAACGGAAGCAAGAGUGCUCGGAGCCAUCGGCAGGUAG
Molecule: messenger RNA, 690 nt
Organism: Kalmanozyma brasiliensis GHG001
Lineage: Eukaryota; Fungi; Basidiomycota; Ustilaginomycetes; Ustilaginales
Product: Phosphatidic acid phosphatase type 2/haloperoxidase
Exons: 2
Coding region: 1-690 (229 amino acids)
Molecular function (GO): sphingosine-1-phosphate phosphatase activity
Source: RefSeq, a predicted model, not a curated record